Molecule: messenger RNA, 1254 nt
Organism: Miscanthus lutarioriparius
Lineage: Eukaryota; Viridiplantae; Streptophyta; Magnoliopsida; Poales; Poaceae
Source: the annotation of a GenBank genome assembly
AUGGCGGGGUUCAAGGUGACGCGGAUCUCGGAGGGCCCGGUGAAGCCGGCGUCAGCGACGCCCGAGGAGACGCUGCCGCUGGCGUGGGUGGACCGGUACCCGACGCACCGUGGCUUGGUGGAGUCGAUGCACAUCUUCCGCUCCGGCGCGGACGUGGCGCCCGCCGUGAUCCGUGCCGCGCUGGGCAAGGCGCUCGCCUUCUUCUACCCGCUGGCGGGGCGCAUCGUGGAAGGGGAGCAGGCCGGGUGCCCCGCCAUCAGGUGCACCGCCGACGGCGUCUACUUCGCGGAGGCCCAGGCGGACUGCAGCCUGGAGGACGUGCGGUUCCUGGAGCGGCCCCUGCUGCUGCCCAAGGAGGACCUCGUCCCUUACCCCGGCGACGACCGCUGGCCUGUCGAGCCGCACAACACCAUCAUGAUGAUGCAGAUCACAAAGUUCACCUGCGGCGGGUUCGUGAUGGGCCUGCGGUUCAACCACGCGUCGGCAGACGGCAUGGGCGCGGCGCAGUUCAUCAACGCCGUGGGGGACAUGGCGCGGGGGCUGACGGAGCCCAAGGUGCUGCCCGUGUGGCACCGGGAGAAGUUCCCCAACCCGAACAUCAAGCCGGGCCCGCUCCCGGAGCUCCCCGUGCUGGCGCUGGACUACGUGGUGCUCGACUUCCCCACGCCCUACAUCGACGACCUCAAGAGGCAGUACAAGGCGCACAGCGGCAAGUUCUGCUCGGGCUUCGACGUGCUCACGGCCAAGCUCUGGCAGUGCCGCACCCGGGCGCUCGCCCUGGACCCCGCCACCGAGGUCAAGCUCUGCUUCUUCGCCAGCGUCCGCCACCUGCUCAAGCUCGACAGGGGUUACUACGGCAACUCCAUCUUCCCCGUGAAGAUGUCCGCGCCGGCCGAGAAGGUGCUCGCCUCCUCCAUCAUGGAGGUCGUCGACAUGAUCCGGGAGGCCAAGGACAGGAUGGCCGUCGAGUUCUUCCGCUUCGCCAAGGAGGAGACGGACCAGGACCCGUUCCAGAUGACCUUCAACUACGAGUCCAUCUAUGUCUCCGACUGGAGCAAGCUCGGCUUCUCUGAGGUGGACUACGGUUUUGGCCCCCCCAUGUUCGCCGGCCCGCUCGUCAACAAUGACUUCAUCGCCUCCGUCGUCGUCCUCAAGGCGCCGCUCCCGCUGGACGGCACCAGGAUGCUCGCCAGCUGCGUCACCAAGGAGCACUCUGAGGAGUUCGCCCGUGGCAUGAAGGAAGACCUGCCCUGA